UUGGGGGGUGGCGCGUAGGCGCCAUGCGACUCGACCAGAACGACACACUGCAAACGAGUCAGACAAUUGGUUAUGACGAGCUCAAACAGUAUUUAAUCUACUACGAAACACAAAAGGAGGGUACUUCAGCACAUGUGAUGAAAUUAUUUCGCUGGAAUGCCGCCGCUCUCCAAUUUCGUUUCUAUUGUUUUAGGAGUCUUCUAAACUUGGACGGUAGCAGCGCGUGAAAAGAGCUUGGUGCGCUCGCUCUGACAUAAGCAUGGAGAAGGAGAGAGCAAAUGCAUUUGACAGGGAUCAGCAGUAUUGUGAGCUUUGUGGAAAGAUGGAAAACCUGCUUAAAUGUGGACGGUGUCGGAACUCUUUCUACUGUAGUAAAGAACACCAGAAAGCGGACUGGAAGAAGCACAAGCAGUUUUGUAAAGAGGCCGAGAAACCUCAGUGUCAGCCGCAGCCCAAAUCAACACAACAGCCCGUACGGACUGCGAAAGGAGGGCAAGACAAGCAGCUAAAAAAGAAAAGCACAGAGGAACAGAAUGACACAGCUUCUCAGAGCACCACAAACAAUGGGCCUUCAAAUCCGCCGACAGAUGGCGAAAGAAUUAAAGAUUUUAUCACUUCGGUAACUUGCUCGGGUAGUGUGUCUGACAGCAAGCAGACUGGGGAAGGAAUUAAGCUCAGCUCUAAGACCAACGGACAAAUGAGGUCCCCCCCGCAAAAACUGGCUAUGGACUAUAUCGUUCCAUGUAUGAGUAAGCAUGGCAUCUGUGUUGUUGACAAUUUCCUUGGAGAAGAGACUGGACUGAGUAUUUUGGAGGAUGUGAGAGCCCUCCACAAGACUGGUAAAUUUACUGACGGGCAGUUGGUUAUUCAAAGAAGUGACUCCACUAAAGAUAUACGAGGAGACAAAAUAACCUGGACUGAAGGAAGAGAGCCUGGUUGUGAGAAUAUAUCCUUUCUCAUGAGUCGCAUGGACGACCUGGUCCGACACUGUAAUGGUAAACUGGGAAACUACAGAAUAAAUGGAAGGACGAAAGCUAUGGUGGCCUGUUACCCAGGCAACGGGACUGGGUAUGUACGUCACGUGGAUAACCCUAACGGCGAUGGGAGAUGUGUAACGUGUAUUUACUAUCUCAAUAAAGACUGGGAGGCUAAGGAACACGGAGGAAUCCUGAGGAUUUUCCCAGAGGGCAAGGCACAGUUCGCCGACAUAGAGCCCAAGUUCGACCGCCUGCUCUUCUUCUGGUCGGACCGGCGGAACCCCCAUGAGGUGCGGCCAGCGUACCACACCAGGUAUGCCAUAACAGUAUGGUAUUUUGAUGCCGAUGAACGAGCUCAGGCCAAGGAGAAAUACCUAACAAGUGCAGGAGAAAAGGGAGUAAAGGUGGAAUUGAACAAGCUGUCAGAUCUGAGCUAAUAUGAGAGAAGCGGUUGGUCCUGAGGCGUCACUGCCAUCACCUGCUGCUGCUGCUGUGGACAGAGGGGGAAAGAGGGAGGGAGGGAGAUGGCAGGAUGAAGAGGAGGGAGACGAAAGAACCCGACUCGGACUAGUCAGCUUUCUUUACACUUACUAUCCAAAGUUGACACACACGCAACACACAACACACACACAGACCCUGAAUGUGAUGUCAUUGCGCUGCAAGGACUCAUCAUUUUUUGCCAAGUUUCUGUUUUUGCUUGUUGCUUUGAUUUUUUGGCUUUAUUAUGUGAAGAAUGCCAGUGUAAAAAUGAACUAUGGAGAAGAAGAAAAAAGGAAGGAGUGAGCCGAAUGCAAAAAAAAAUAUUAUUGUGAAAUUUGGGGUGAUGAAAGAAGUGUACCCAUAUGUACUUAUCUGCUGUCAUGGUCUCCAUUGGAUGGAUCUCUCACUGUUAAGAAGAAAAAAAAGGUACAAAAGACUGUGUAUGAUAUCCCUUGACAGGAGGUUGUGACACACUGUCCUGCUAUUGCCUGAUGCACACUAUAGGGCCGACUCAAACCGUACUUUGCUGAUUUGGAUACUUUCUUUUAGCACGAUCCUUUGCAGCACGGUUCUAGUAAAUGAGGAUGAUGCAUAACCACGCCAGACCAGUACAGUACAACUAGUCUCGGACCGGCUUGGCUUAGUAGUUUGAAAAGGCUAUUAAUAGCUUAAGCUGCACUGACUCUAAUAAGAUAGAAGUUUUCACGUUUGUGCAAACGGCAGUAGUGAUUUUCACAUUGCAGGCGUAUGUUGAUUGCUGUGCUGUUCUGCUGCUCCUCUUUCUCUGUGUCCUGGCACCCAUUGCUUGGUAACUGGGUCCUGUUCAUUAGGCACCAAACAGAAGAAAAUGGACUGAAACAGGGAGGGACUGACAUGCUCGUUCUCCGUUGCAAAACAUUUAAAAACGUGUUCUUUGCGUCCCAUAAUGAACACGGAUCAGUGAUCUGUCUGUUGUUGCAGACGUAAUAUCACUGUUGUCUUAAAAACCAAAAAAUGACACCUAGUUCUAUUAGCCUUGCAACGACCUUGCAGCUCUGAAGUUUAAUAAUGAAUAAAAAGGCGGGUUUUGUAAGUGCAGUUUAA
Messenger RNA from Coregonus clupeaformis (lake whitefish), 2540 nucleotides. Its product is annotated as egl nine homolog 1-like. The coding region runs from base 260 to 1414 and encodes 384 amino acids. Gene Ontology annotation, biological process: peptidyl-proline hydroxylation to 4-hydroxy-L-proline; cellular response to hypoxia. The transcript has 5 exons. Gene Ontology annotation, molecular function: L-ascorbic acid binding; peptidyl-proline 4-dioxygenase activity; ferrous iron binding. NCBI's taxonomy places the organism in Eukaryota, Metazoa, Chordata, Actinopteri, Salmoniformes, Salmonidae. Gene Ontology annotation, cellular component: nucleus; cytoplasm. The record is from RefSeq and is a predicted model, not a curated record.